Molecule: messenger RNA, 3506 nt
Organism: Euleptes europaea (tarantolino)
Lineage: Eukaryota; Metazoa; Chordata; Lepidosauria; Squamata; Sphaerodactylidae
Gene: ATP11B
Product: ATPase phospholipid transporting 11B (putative)
Biological process (GO): phospholipid translocation
Cellular component (GO): endoplasmic reticulum; recycling endosome; plasma membrane
Molecular function (GO): ATPase-coupled intramembrane lipid carrier activity; magnesium ion binding; ATP hydrolysis activity
Source: RefSeq, a predicted model, not a curated record
GCCUCGCUCGCAGGGGGCUGGGACCCACCGCCAGGCCGGCCGGCUCGCUCGGGGGGAUGUGGCGGUGGAUCCGCCAGCAGCUGGGUUUUGACCCACCACAUCAAAGUGACACCCGGACUAUUUACAUAGCAAAUCGUUUUCCCCAGCAUGGCCAUUAUGUUCCUCAGAAGUUUGCAGAUAACAGAAUCAUCUCCUCUAAGUACACUGUGUGGAAUUUCGUUCCCAAAAACUUAUUUGAACAGUUCAGGAGGGUAGCCAACUUUUAUUUUCUCAUUAUAUUUUUGGUUCAGCUUAUGAUAGAUACUCCCACAAGUCCUGUGACGAGCGGAUUGCCAUUGUUUUUUGUAAUCACCGUGACAGCCAUAAAGCAGGGUUAUGAAGACUGGUUACGACAUAAAUCAGACAACGAAGUGAACGGGGCUCCAGUUUAUGUUGUUCGCAGUGGUGGCCUUGUGAAAACUAGAUCAAAGAACAUUCGGGUAGGAGAUAUUGUCCGAGUAGCCAAAGAUGAAACUUUCCCCGCUGAUCUCGUGCUUCUGUCCUCCGAUAGAGCGAACGGCUCUUGCCACGUUACCACUGCAAGCUUGGAUGGAGAAACGAAUCUUAAGACGCACGUUGCAGUCUCGCAAACAGCAGUAUUGCAGUCAGUUGCCAACCUGGACAAACUCGACGCUGUCAUAGAGUGCCAGCAGCCAGAAGCAGAUCUCUACAGAUUUGUCGGAAGAAUAACCAUCAGUCAACAGAUUGAGGAAAUCGUGCGACCUCUCGGGCCCGAAAGUCUCUUACUUCGAGGAGCGAGAUUAAAAAACACAAAAGAAAUCUUUGGUGUUGCCGUGUACACAGGAAUGGAAACCAAGAUGGCAUUAAAUUACAAGAGCAAAUCACAGAAACGAUCAGCAGUGGAAAAGUCUAUGAAUUCUUUUUUGAUCAUCUAUCUAAUAAUCCUCCUUUUUGAAGCCAUCUUAAGUACAAUAUUGAAGUAUGCCUGGCAGUCUGAAGAGAAAUGGGAUGAACCUUGGUAUAACCAGAAAACUGAACAUGAAAGAAACAGCAGUAAGAUCUUGAGAUUUAUUUCAGAUUUCCUUGCUUUCAUGGUACUGUACAACUUCAUCAUACCCAUUUCGCUUUAUGUGACGGUCGAGAUGCAGAAGUUUCUUGGCUCCUUCUUUAUCGGUUGGGAUCUGGACCUUUAUCAUGAAGAAACAAACCAGAAGGCCCAAGUAAAUACUUCGGACUUAAAUGAAGAGCUGGGGCAGGUGGAGUACGUGUUCACGGACAAAACCGGCACCUUAACUGAAAACGAGAUGCAGUUUCAGCAGUGUUCCAUUAACGGUGUCAAGUACCACGAGAUCAAUGGCAGACUGGUUCCAGAAGGACUGAUUGAGGACAUCCCAGACGGAGUACAACCUGGCCUGGCACCAGAGGAGGAACUCUUCCUGAAAGCUGUUUCUCUCUGUCAUACAGUGCAGAUUAAUAAUGACCAAGUGGAUGGCAUUUGUGACAGUCCUUGGCAUACCAACAGCCUCUCCUCUCAGCUGGAGUACUAUGCCUCUUCCCCGGAUGAAAAAGCUUUAGUUGAAGCUGCCUGCAGGAUCGGCGUUGUGUUUACCGGGACUGAUGGGGAAAGCAUGGAGAUUAAAAGCCUCGGGCAUCCGGAAAGGUUCAAAUUAUUACAUGUCCUGGAAUUCGAUCCCUGUCGCAGAAGAAUGAGCGUCAUCGUAGAGAGUUCGUCCGGUGACAAGCUGUUAUUCACCAAGGGAGCGGAAUCCGCUCUUCUUCCUUACAGUACGAGAGGAGAAAUAGAAAAAACAAGAGUUCACGUUGAUGAAUUUGCUUUGAAAGGGUUACGGACUCUGUGUGUAGCAUACCGAAAAUUCACUGCCGAGGAGUACAAGGAGGUAGACCAGCGGCUUUUUGAGGCAAAAACCGCCUUGCAGCAGCGGGAAGAGCGGUUGACAGAAGCAUUCAACUUCAUAGAGAAAGACCUUUACUUACUCGGAGCUACGGGAGUAGAAGACAAGCUCCAAGACAAAGUGCAAGAGACCAUCGAAGCUCUGAGGCUGGCGGGCAUAAAAGUGUGGGUGCUCACCGGUGACAAGCAUGAGACGGCUGUCAGCGUCAGCUUAUCCUGCGGGCACUUCCACAGAACCAUGAACAUCUUGGAGCUCGUUCAGCACAAGUCAGACAGUACCUGUGCGGAGCAGCUGAGCCAGCUAGCCAGGAGGAUAAAGGAUGACCACGUAAUCCAGCACGGGCUGGUGGUGGAUGGGACCAGUUUGUCCCUUGCGCUCAGGCAGCACGAGAAGCUCUUCAUGGAGGUCUGUCGCAAUUGCUCUGCCGUGCUGUGUUGCCGCAUGGCCCCUCUGCAGAAGGCCAAGGUUGUGCGACUGAUAAAAACUUCUCCAGAGAAACCGAUCACAUUAGCCAUUGGUGAUGGGGCUAAUGACGUGAGCAUGAUACAAGAAGCCCACGUUGGCAUAGGUAUCAUGGGCAAAGAAGGACGGCAAGCUGUGAGAAACAGUGACUAUGCAAUAGCAAGAUUUAAAUUCCUUUCCAAGCUACUUUUUGCCCACGGCCACCUUUAUUAUAUUAGAAUAGCAACCCUUGUACAGUACUUUUUUUACAAGAAUGUGUGCUUUAUUACACCACAGUUUUUAUAUCAGUUCUAUUGUUUGUUUUCACAACAAACUCUGUAUGACAGUGUAUACCUGACUUUGUACAACAUUUGUUUCACUUCCUUGCCGGUCCUUAUGUACAGUCUUUUUGAACAGCACGUGCACCCUCAUGUGUUGCAGAGCAAGCCAGCGCUCUACCGAGACAUUAGUAAAAACGCCCACUUGGGCUAUCAGCCUUUCCUUUACUGGACCUUCUUGGGAUUUGCUCAUGCAUUUGUUUUCUUCUACGGCUCCUACCUUCUGAUGGGGGAAGACACUUCUUUGCUGGGGAACGGCCAGAUGUUUGGAAACUGGACGUUUGGUACUCUGGUCUUCACAGUUAUGGUGAUAACUGUUACGAUGAAGAUGGCUUUAGAGACUCAUUUCUGGACUUGGAUCAAUCAUUUUGUUACCUGGGGCUCCAUUGUGUUUUACUUUGUAUUCUCCUUGUUCUAUGGGGGAAUUAUAUGGCCAUUUUUGCACACCCAGGACAUGUACUUUGUCUUCGUCCAGCUGCUGUCCAGCGGUUCUGCUUGGUUUGCCAUCAUCAUUGUGGUUGUCGCGUGUCUGUUUCUCGAUGUCGUGAAAAAAGUGCUGUAUAGACACCUGCAGCCCACAAGUACAGAAAAGGCCCAGCUUACUGAGACAGGCCCAGGUCUCAGCUGCGUGGACUCCUUGUGUUGCGUCUCAGAUGGGGCGACAGCGUGCGCAUCUCUUAGAAGAAUGUUGGAACGAGUAACGGGAAGAUGCAGCCCGGCCCGGGUCAACAGAUCAUGGAGCGCUUCGGAGCCAUUCUAUACCACCGACAGCAGCAUCUUGACACUUUCCGCGAUGGACUCGGUCACAUGUUGA